GAUACUGUCAUUAGUCGAAACAAAAGAUGCCGUGGCCAUGAGCAUGUUGUCUAAACGAUGGAAGUCCCUUUGGACAUUGGUGCCAAGACUUAUAUUUGAAGAUUACUCAGACGAGGACAAGGAUGCUGAAACUAAAGAGAGACACUGGAGAGAUUUGUCACAUUUUGUUUAUGGGACUUUGCUAUAUCAUAAGGCACCUGUUCUUGAAACAUUUCAUCUCAACGUUGCUUCAGAUCGUCUUGCUUUGGAGGUUGAUUUAUGGAUUAGAAUUGCCGUGGAGCGUUUCGUGCGUGAUCUGAAGAUAAGUUUUAACUAUGAUCAUGGCCUUAUUAGAUUGCCGAGUAGCUUCUUUAGAUGUGAAACACUUGAGACCUUGGAACUCCACAGGGUGGUUCUUUUGGAAGUUCCUUCUCGGUUUAGCUUUCGAUCCCUCAGGACAUUGCGCCUUCGAUCUGUGAAAUACUCAGAUGAGGAACUUUUUUGUAGGAUUAUUUCCUGUUGUCCUGUUCUCGAAGAUUUGGAUGUAGAAAGUUGUAACAAUGAUAAUGUAGCAACUUUCACUGUCAAUGUACCAUCCCUUAGGAGUUUGACAGUUAGGAACUCGUUACUAGAAUGCAGACCUGAUAAUCAUUUGUUUUGUGAUACAUUCCCAUUCUUUAAAGCUCCUGAGCAUUUUAGAUUACUGUGGUGAAGUUAGUAUUAUCGGUAAUAUGCCAGAGCUUGUCGAGGCCAAUCUUCAAACUUUGAGCCGCCAUGAGAAUGUUCUGAAAUCUCUUAACUCUAUCAGACGCCUUUCUCUAUGCUUAGAUGUUGAGGCGCAGUAUCCUACUGGUAGCGUUUUCUUUCAACUUGUGCGUUUGGAGCUAUGUAUGUGCAUAGAGAAUUGGUCGAAUAUGUUUGUGUGUGUGCUCCAACAAUCCCCUAAACUACAAAUUCUCAAGCUUGCGGUGAACCAUUGGAUGGCUGUGGAUCGUAAAGGUGGCUGGAUUCAACCGAGCUUUGUUCCCGAAUGUUUGUUGUUGAAUAUCAAAACCUUUGAAUGGAGAGACUAUGAAGGAAGAGAAGAAGAGAAACAAAUGGCUAUGUAUAUUCUGAAGAACGCAAGACGGUUAUUGACCGCAACUAUCGACCUUGACUCGGUCAAAUUGUCGCGCAGACUUAAGGUGAUUGAGGAAUUGGUAUUUGCAAGCAGAGGCUCAAGAGCAUGUAAGCUGACAGUAUGCUGAAGAAAGUUUUCCAGUAAACUAGUUGGAUGUGGAUUUAGAUUAGAAGCUAUUAAGUAUAUAUCCUUGUUAAAAGAUUUGCUUUUUAUCUUUUUGAGUUUUGUCUUGUUAUGAUACAAAGCCUAGAGCUUUGUCAAUGUUUCGUCUGUAUUUACAAAUCUUGUCACCAUCUAAACUAAAUUAGUGACAAAAAAAAACAUAAAACUUUGUGUUUUUGGCUUAAAGAAAACAAAAGUAAAAAAUAUAUAUAUUUUCACUGACCCAUGAGUAGACCCAAUUCUCCACUUUAUCGUUAGUUUAAGACAUUGGAGCAAACUAAUUUAGAAUUUAGGGUUUAUCUCAGUUCUCAAAUGAUGAAGCGGUGAGAGGAGAAGUUACAUUUACACUGGUUAAAAUCAGGUGGUAAAGUCUUCAUCUUUUCUUCUUUGAGUUCGAGAUUACGGUAUUGACAAGUGAAAGGUUGUAAAAAGAAACUUAAGCUUUGGGGGAGUUCUUUGUGCUUGUAAUUACAACAUAUGGACAGGAUAAGUCAAUUGUCUGAUGAUUUGCUCAUCAAGAUACUGUCAUUAGUCGAAACAAGAGAUGCCGUGGCCAUGAGCAUUUGGUCUAAACGAUGGAAGUCUCUUUGGACAUUGGUGCCAAGACUUAUCUUUGGUGAUUACCCAGAGGAGAGGGAAGAUGAGGAUGAGACUCCAAAGACUAAUGAGAAUCAUUGCAUAAAUUUGUCACAGUUUGUUUAUGGGACUUUGUUAUUGCAUAAGGCGCCUGUUCUAGAAUGUUUUCAUCUCAACCGUGCUUCGGGAUGUAGCGCUUCCGAGAUUGAUUUAUGGGUUAGAAUUGCAGUUGAUCGUUUCGUGCGUGAUCUGACGAUAGGUUUUUGUUAUGAAUAUGGGCUUAUAAGGUUGCCGAGUAGGCUAUUUAGAUGUGAAACACUCGAGACUUUGGAACUCAAAAAGGUGAUUUUUUUGGAAGUUCCUUCUCAGAUUAGCUUUCAAUCCCUCAAGACGUUGCGCCUUUUGUUUGUGAAGUAUGCAGAUGAAGAAUCUUUCGUUAGGCUUGUAUCAAAUUCCCCUGUUCUUGAAGAUUUGGUUGUAGAAACUUGUCACGAUGACAAUGUGGCGACUUUUACUAUUAAUGUGCCUUCCCUUGAGAGUUUUUCCAUUAGGAAUACAUUGCAAGACUUGGAAACUGAGAAUGAUUUGUUUGUGGUACAUUACCAUUGUUUGAAGCAGUUCACCAUUGUGGACUACUUUGGUCAACUUAACUUGAUAGGUAAUAUGCCUAAACUUGUUGAGGCAAAUCUCUUAUCUGUGUCCUGCCAAGCCAAGGUUCUACAGUCUUUUACCCGUGUCAAACGUCUUUCUCUAUGCUUACCUAUAGAGCUUGUGAGUUUGGAGCUAUGUUUAUGUGAAAGUGACUGGACGAAUAUCCUUACGAGUGUGCUCCAACAUUCCCCUAAACUACAAGUUCUCAAGCUUGCGAUGAACCAUUUGAUGUGCGAGGAUCAUAAGGUUUGUUGGAUUCAGCCGAAUAGUGUUCCCGAAUGUUUGUUGUACCAUCUCAAAACCUUAGAGUGGAGGGACUAUGCAGGAACAGAAGUAGAGAAAGAAGUGGCGGUUUAUAUUUUGAAGAACGCGAGGAGACUAGAGACUGCAACUAUUUACCCUGACUCGGAUAAGUUGGUGCAGAAACAUCAGAUGUUUGAAGAAUUGGAAAUUGCUUCAAGGAAAUCAAGAGCAUGUGAGCUUACAAUGUGGUUAUCUCUUUACCAAAGAUUUAAAAGCUGUUAGACUUUGGAUUUUUAUCAGAAGCUUCUUAUAUAGUUGCUCUGUAUCUUGGACACUUAUUGGCUUUUGUCUGGAUUAUUGAUCAUGGUUCAAAAGUUCAAACAGAGCCUUUUAUUGUUCUGCCAAUAUAUUCAAAUUUGUCA
Arabidopsis lyrata subsp. lyrata is the source of this 3153-nucleotide messenger RNA. Its product is annotated as F-box/FBD/LRR-repeat protein At5g56420-like. Gene Ontology annotation, molecular function: protein binding. Bases 1739 to 3013 code for a protein of 424 amino acids. The transcript has 6 exons. Lineage: Eukaryota; Viridiplantae; Streptophyta; Magnoliopsida; Brassicales; Brassicaceae. The record is from RefSeq and is a predicted model, not a curated record.